AUGGCGGCGCCCAAACCGAUCUGGGUGCGCCAGGCUGAGGAGGCCAAGCUCAAGUCCGAGGCGGAGACCGCUGCCGCCGCCAAGGCCGCCUUCGAAGCCACCUUCAAGGCCCUCGCUGCCGCGCCCGGCGACGACGACAACGACGCCCACCCCGCCCCACCCUCCCCGGCCGAGCCCACCUCCCCCGAGUCCGACGACGAUGCCCCGGCCCCGCCAGGCCCGGUCGACCCGUCCAAGUGCUCCGCCGCGGGGCCCGGCAUCGCUGGCGGCUCCGCCGGAACGCCCUCCACCUUCACCGUCGUCGCCAAGGACCGCCACAGCCGGAGGCUCACCGCGGGCGGGGCGCGCGUGCGCGUGCGCGUCUCGCCCGCCGCGGGAGUCGGCGGGGACGAUCUCGAGGGUGCUGUCAAGGACAACGGGGACGGAUCCUACACGGUCACCUACGUCGUCCCCAAGCGCGGCAACUACAUGGUACACAUCGAGCUCGACGGCGCCCCCGUCAUGGGGAGCCCCUUCCCCGUCUUCUUCAGCGGCUCCACCGCCACACCAGCGGCCGCUUUCCCCACCGCGCUACCUGCGGUCAGCUCUGCCUACCCCAACAUGGUCAACCAGACCAUGCCUAAUAUGCCCAAUUACACAGGCGCGCCCUCCAGUGCCUUCCCCAGCCUCCUCGGGGUCAUGCCUAGUUCCUCUGUUGGUUCCCCGGGCGGAGUCAUCCUGCCAGGGGUUGGUGCUUCGCUGGGGGAGAUAUGCCGGGACUACAUGAGUGGGAAGUGCACAAAGGUGGAGACUGACUGUAAGUUCAUGCACCCACCGCAACAGCUGCUGAUGUCGGUGCUCGCCACGACUUCUGUCAAUGCUCUUGGGCAUGCGCCCUUGGCGCCCUCUGCGGCUGCCAUGGCAGCUGCUCAGGCCAUCAUGGCUGCGCAGGCACUGCAGGCACAUGCUGCUCAGGCCAAGGCCGCAGGUGGGGCUUCAGGCUCAAUAAACAAAGCCGAUGAAGCUGAUGCCCUGAAGAGAACAGUUCAAAUUAGCAACCUGAGUCCACUUCUUACUGUGGAUUAUAUUAAGCAGCUAUUUGGGUUAUGUGGUAAAGUCGUUGAUUGUACCACCACAGAUUCAAAGCACAUUGCUUAUGUCGAGUACUCCAAACCUGAAGAAGCAACUGCAGCGUUGGAGCUCAAUAGCAAGAAUGUUGGUGGUCGUCCAUUGAAUGUGGAAAUGGCUAAGUCUCUUCCUCCUAAAGCAAAUAAUAACUUGCCCAUGAUGAUGCAGCAAGCUGUUCAGUUGCAGCAGAUGCAAUUCCAGCAGGCACUAAUGAUGCAACAGUCAAUAGCAACCCAACAGGCUGCUGCACGCGCCGCCACCAUGAAAUCUGCCACUGAAGCAGCUGCAGCAAGGGCUGCUGAGAUAAGCAGGAAGUUGAAGGCGGAGGGCUUUGGUGGGGACAACAUCGAAGGAAAAGAUGCCAAAGGGAAGUCAAGAUCACCAUCACCCCCUACACGCAGAUCAAAAUCUCGGUCAAGAUCACCUAUCAAGUACCGUAGGAGCAGGCGAUCCCGCUCCUACUCCCCCCCAGUUAGACGCUCAAGGGAGCACCGAUCACGAUCACCAUCAAGAUCUCGCCACUCAAAGUAUGGUAGUGAUCGAUCGCAUAGGGAUGAUAAGGACAGGUAUAGCAGGUCCGGGAGAAGGGAGAGUGAACGAUCCUGUGAUCAUCAUUCAUCUAGUUCAAGGAGGAACAGAAGCAAAAGUAGAAGUCCUCCAAGGCAUAAGAAGCCCUCCAGAGGUGACUCUAGGUCACCCAAGAAACAAAGAGAAGAAAGUUUAAGCCCAUCAAAAUCAAGGUCAGCUCGGGCUGGUUCAAGAUCACCACGACAUCAUAAGGGAAGCAAAUCAUCACCAACUCGUGAUCGUCAUUCUCGCCAUAGCAGGCAUUCCAGGUCCAGAUCUCCUGACAGAAAGCAUCGUCACAGUGACAAAAAGGACAGCAGAAAGUCUGAGAUUCAAGAUGACAAAAGAAGAUCUCAUAGAGGUAGCAGACGCGACAAAGAUGAAAGUUCAGUAAAGGAUGAAGGGGAAAGAUCUCAUAGAAGCAAUAGAGGUGACAAAGAUGAAAGGUCUGUAAAAGAUCCAGUGGAAGAUAAAAGAGUGGAUACUAAUGCUGUUGCACAGAAGAGGAGCUCAACAGUAUCCGAAGAUGAAAUUCUGAACAACAAUAGUAGUAACCAUAAGAAAUGUAGACAUGAAGUUGGGUUGGAAGUUGAUGAAGCAAAUGAUGUGGGCUCUGCUGUAGCUGACCUUAAUGGGAAACAUGAAACUGGAUUAGAUGGCUCUUUAGGGGGCGCUGCAGAAUCUGCUAUAUGA
This is a messenger RNA of Miscanthus lutarioriparius, 2367 nucleotides long. NCBI's taxonomy places the organism in Eukaryota, Viridiplantae, Streptophyta, Magnoliopsida, Poales, Poaceae. The record is from the annotation of a GenBank genome assembly.